CGAGAGGAUUGGCAAGCAUUUUUCUUCCUCUUAUUCACAUAAGCUUUCUGUCAUGGCGCGUCUCGCUCGUCUUGUGGCUGUCUUGGCAGCCAUCUCUCUCAGCAGUGCACGCAGGACAGCUCCUAUGCGGCGUGGACCUCCCGCAUACCCCACAAAUGUCACGACCAUAACCUCACCGCAGGGCGCAAAGAUCACAUAUAAGCAGCCUGGAAAGCAGGGGAUCUGCGAAACAAAGGAGGGCGUCGACGACUAUGCAGGGUACAUCAGUCUCAGCCCUACGCAAAACAUGUUCUUCUGGUUCUUCGAGGCACGAGAGAACCCUUCCGAGAAACCACUCACAUUAUGGCUCAACGGCGGCCCUGGAAGCGAUUCCAUGAUUGGGCUGUUGCAAGAACAUGGGCCAUGCAAUGUCACGGAGGACCUGAAGACGCAAUGGAAUCCGUACUCAUGGAAUGAGCAUAGCAACAUGCUAUAUUUGAGUCAGCCAGUUGGUGUUGGCUUCUCGUACGAGACGCUGGAAGAGGAUGCAGACGGAAGAUACUCACUCGUUAGCCCCAACACCACAAACACAACAGAAGCUGCUGCCAUCGGUGCAUGGCAUAUCCUGCAAGCGUUCCUGGACCUUUCACCGCAGCUUGAUCCUGAUAUCCAGAACUUCACAUUCAAUUUGUGGACCGAGAGCUACGGUGGGCAUUACGGCCCCGGCUUCUACAACUAUUUCUACAAGCAGAAUGAGGCCAUUCGUAACAGCUCAGUCAAAGGUGUGGAGCUUCAGAUGGACACUCUUGGCAUCAUCAACGGCAUCGUCGACGAACAAAUCCAGGCACCGUACUAUCCCGAGUUCGCUGUGAACAACACAUACGGAAUCAAGGCUGUCAACGACUCCACUUAUGAAAUGAUGAAGGAGGCUUACUACGGUCCCAACGGUUGCCGUGAUCAAGUCCAAGCUUGCAAAGAAGCUGAUCGAUCUACUGCCGCUGGAAAGGCCGUCUGCAGAGCAGCAACUAGCGUAUGCCGCGGCGACGUCGAAGGCCCAUACUACUCCGAGGACGGCAGAGGCGUCUACGAUGUCCGCCAUCCAUACGACGACCCCACCCCACCACCAUAUUUCAGUGCUUUUCUCAACCUGGCUUCCACACAGGAGGCUCUUGGCGUCAGUGUCAAUUACACGUCAAGCAGCUCCCUUGACGUCUAUUAUGGGUUCGAGUCGACUGGUGACUUUGUCUAUCCCAAUUUCAAGGAAGACCUCGAGGAAAUUCUGGGCUACGGUGUUCGUGUUGCACUGAUAUACGGAGAUGCUGACUACAUCUGCAACUGGUUCGGAGGCGAAGCGGUCUCCCUCGCUCUCGACUAUGCCAACAGUGACAAGUUCCGGGCUGCUGGCUACACUCCCUUCCUGGUCGAUGGCGUGGAGUAUGGUGAGGUUCGCGAGUAUGGCAACCUUAGCUUCACGAGGGUCUACGAAGCGGGUCAUGAGGUGCCGUACUACCAGCCUGUGGCGAGUCUAGAGCUUUUCAAGCGUGUGCUUGACCAUGUCACCAUUGCAGAUGGAAGCAUGGUUGUCACGGGUAACUACAGCACGAAUGGCACUGCGAAGGCCACGCACACAGAGUCGUACGUAGCGCUUCCUACCAAGUAGAGUUCGAUUGUUCGUUGGGAGUAGAGGUCGAACGUGAAAUGUGCUGUGGCUAGAGUUUAGAUAGUUCUUGGUUCUGUAUCGGCAGCGUUCUUGUUCCCUCUACAUCUAUGAUUCUGCAAGACUUUCUGCG
Molecule: messenger RNA, 1769 nt
Organism: Dothidotthia symphoricarpi CBS 119687
Lineage: Eukaryota; Fungi; Ascomycota; Dothideomycetes; Pleosporales; Dothidotthiaceae
Product: peptidase S10, serine carboxypeptidase
Exons: 2
Coding region: 53-1639 (528 amino acids)
Biological process (GO): proteolysis
Cellular component (GO): fungal-type vacuole
Molecular function (GO): serine-type carboxypeptidase activity
Source: RefSeq, a predicted model, not a curated record